GUGUCAUCUUUUUCAAUCUCAAGGUUAAUAGUUGAUUGGUUAAUGAAAUCAAGAAGAGGUGUCUGAGGGGUUUACAAGUUGCUUUUUCCUUCUUUUAUCUUCAGAAUGUUUCGGAUUAGUGUUGUGAUCCUACUGUUAGCAGUUACUGACAGUGAAGUUGGUUUCGCACAUAAUAUGGAAAACCUCAAGUAAUUCCAAUUUUCAGUUUGUUCAUAUCAUUUAGAGACCGCGUUAGAAAAAUAUUUUAUCAUGCUUACGAUAAUUACCUUAAGUAUGCAUAUCCUUUAGAUGAGUUAAGACCGCUUUCAUGUGAUGGGCAUGAUACAUGGGGGAGCUUCUCGCUGACACUUGUAGAUGCACUUGAUACACUUGUUAUAAUGGACAAUGUUACUGAGUUUCGUCGUGCUGCACGUGCUCUUCUUGAUCACUUAGAUUCUGAAAAAAAUGUCAACGCUUCCGUUUUCGAAACUAACAUCAGAGUUGUCGGCGGGCUCAUCUCGGCUCAUCUUUUGUCACGCAGAGCCGGGUUUGAAGUAGAACCAUCUUGGCCAUGUUCUGGACCAUUACUAAGGCAAGCAGAAGUGUUUGCUUCUAAGCUGUUGCCUGCUUUCGACACCCCAACCGGGAUGCCAUACGGCACUGUCAACUUCGAACUGGGUGGCGUUCCUAAAGGCGAGACUACAGUCACGUGCGUUGCUGGCAUUGGUACAUUUAUUUUGGAGUUUGGGGCACUAUCUCGCCUUACAGGAGAUCCCAGGUACGAGGCUGUUGCAACGCGUGCUCUUAAAGCUAUGUGGAAAUACAGAUCUUCUCUUGGAUUACUGGGAAACCAUAUUGAUGUUAUCACUGGAAGUUGGACAGCCCGCGAUGCCACUAUUGGUUCAGGAGUCGAUUCUUAUUUCGAAUAUUUGGUUAAAGGUGCAGCACUAUUUCGCCUUCCUGAGCUGGAUUCCAUGUUUCGAGAGUACAGAUUAGCAAUAGAAAAGCAUAUUCGACAUGGUGAUUGGAAUCCAAUGAUAAACAAGGAUAAAGGUGGAGUUACAAUGGCAGUAUUUCAGAGUCUUGAAGCAUUUUGGCCUGGUUUAUUGGCACUUACAGGUGAUAUUGAGUGUGCUCGCAGACAUUUGAUUGCUUAUCAUGAAAUAUGGAGAAAAUAUGGAUUUCUUCCGGAGUUCUAUAGUUUAUCUGAUGAAAAGGCUUACAAGGGUCGUGAGGCAUACCCAUUACGACCAGAAUUAAUUGAAUCCAUUCUCUACGUAUAUCGUGCGACACGUGAUCCUGCUCUGAUUGAUAUGGGCGUCGACAUUUUGACUUCAAUUGAAGUCUCAGCGCGUACACCUUGUGGUUUUGCGACGGUUUCAGAUGUUACAAAACAUACUUUGGAAGACAGAAUGGAGUCGUUUUUUCUAGCCGAAACAACAAAAUAUUUAUACCUAUUAUUUGAUGAAAACAACUUUAUACAUCAGUUACCAGGUGAAAAAACGUCGUUAGAAGGUUCUCGUUUACCGUCAGGACUUCAAUGUUAUCCAGAAUCAGGUGGUUACAUUUUCAAUACAGAAGCUCAUCCCAUUGAUCCUGGUGCUUUGAAUUGUUGUUUUGCGCCUCAAUUAGAUGAAGUUGAACAAGCAUCCAAAGUUGAAACAUUGUUCUCUGAUUCUAAUCAUUUUAAAAUGCUAAAUAAUCAUGAAUUUGACAGUGAUACUAAUACAUAUGAUCAAGUUACAGAAAUUGAUUUACUUUCUACCAUUGAUUCAGUUUUCGGUGAACAUGUUCAAUCUCAACUUGGUUAUUCAUUAAGUGAUUCCUUCGCUCGGAUAAUAAAUCAAUCAUCAUCUAAUUGUUUUAAUAAUGCAUAUUUUGAUUCUAAUUUAAUUGUUUCCUGGAUAGAACUUCGUGAAAUUAUCAAAUCCUCAGCUUUAGAGACUGAAAAAGAAAAUGAUAAAUUCAGUUUUUUGGAUUCAACUAAACCUCCACUACUCACUUGCCCAUAUCCAUCAUUUCAAAACCGAUUUGCUUUAUCCGGAUUAUUAACAUCAACAUAAUUUCAUUUCUGCUUUCUUUUUAAGUUUUCAAGUUUGGUGGUUUUCGUGUAGAUAUUUUCUGUAUAGUUAGCUUUCUCCGUAGUGCACUUUAUUUGAAAUUCCUAUCAUUUCAUAAUUCCUGUGUUAUACAUUCAGAAAAAUAUACUAUCUACACCGCUGAUAUUCAGAACAUUUGCUCAAAAUCUUUAUGGAUUAUAACUAAUUAAUAGCAUAUCAGUAAAUUCUGUCAUUGUCAACUAUCGUUAUUUAUUUUUUCCAUGUUAUCAGCCCUGUCGUUCAAGUUACUCAUUCCCUUCGUUUGACUUGCAGAUAUAUUCUCUUUAAGAGCUUAAUGUGUGAUAACUUCCUCUGUGAAACAUGUCAUUAGAUGCUGCUCUACUUUUUUUAGCGGGACAAUGAUUGAAGUAAAGCAUAUCCUUGAUAUUUGAAAAGAA
Molecule: messenger RNA, 2476 nt
Organism: Schistosoma curassoni
Lineage: Eukaryota; Metazoa; Platyhelminthes; Trematoda; Strigeidida; Schistosomatidae
Source: the annotation of a GenBank genome assembly